Messenger RNA from Linderina pennispora, 894 nucleotides. Its product is annotated as NIF-domain-containing protein. Gene Ontology annotation, cellular component: plasma membrane. NCBI's taxonomy places the organism in Eukaryota, Fungi, Kickxellomycota, Kickxellomycetes, Kickxellales, Kickxellaceae. The coding region runs from base 1 to 894 and encodes 297 amino acids. The record is from RefSeq and is a predicted model, not a curated record. Gene Ontology annotation, molecular function: phosphoprotein phosphatase activity. The transcript is spliced from 5 exons.
AUGCGCAACGACGCAAACCGGCAAAACCGAGGGUCGGCGGAGACCGACGCUGCGCAGUCCCAGUGCGACGACUCCGAGCGCCGGGUUAAGCAGGAGCAGCGUGCCCAGGGCCAGCAGAGCCUCGCCGAGUCCACCAUCGAAGACGAGUCAGCUAAUGAAGACGAGCAGCUUUCCCACCAGCGGCUGGAGCAGCAGCAGCCGCUCCCCACUGUCAAAGUCACCCCCGACCCGGCCGAGGAUAAUGCGCGAGAAGGCGACCGACUCAUUCCAGCCGCUGAGGAGGAUGCCACCUCAGCAGACGAAGACGCGAAGAGGAGAACGACCUGCGCGCAGAGAUUACGUCGCCACCGGGAAACGUCGCGACUGAAUCGUCCGAGCGCCUGGGGAAGAAAGUGCCUGGUUCUGGAUCUCGACGAGACCCUGGUGCAUAGCUCGUUCCGCGAGGUCGACAACCCCGACUAUGUUGUCCCUGUCGUCCUCGAGGGCCAGGAGCACAAUGUCUAUGUCGUGAAGCGCCCUGGUGUUGACGAGUUCAUGCGGAUUAUGGGCCAAUAUUACGAAAUUGUGGUGUUUACAGCCUCGCUCUCUAUGUACGCCGACCCUGUUCUCGACCUUCUGGACAAGAGCCAGGUUGUGCACCACCGCCUGUUCCGCGAGUCCUGCAACCUAUACAACGGCAACUAUGUCAAGGACCUCCAAGCUAUCAUUAUAGAUAACUCGCCGGCGUCAUAUGCCUUCCAUCCGAAUAACGCCAUUGGCAUCAGCACCUGGUUCAACGACCCCCACGACACUGAGCUGCUCGACCUCAUUCCAUUCCUGAUAGACCUGACCAAUGUGGAAGACGUGUCAGCUGUCCUGGGCAUCAACCACGACCAUGCCGCUCUUUCACUCUAG